UCAGUUCGAUAGAGACUAGAUACAGUUUCAAAUCAUGGCCAGCAGACUAACUUGGACUUUUCUAGUCGCUGUAGCUGCCCUCCAGCUUUCGCUUGCAGCGCCUCUCAUUAACAAAUGGCAGUUACAAUUCGAAGUGUCCAAUGAACUCUUUCAAAUGGUAACAGACGCCAUGGAACAGCUACGACAUGUCUUUCAAUUGGUCAUCGACGAGGCCGAACUCAUUUUACCACCAAACUCCAAGGGACACAUUCUCAGGGAGCUUAAGGACUUCGUCGCGGCCUUGGACACCCUGGACUUCGAUGAUUCAUUCGAGCUGAACAGACUGGAGGAUGCUCUUGAGGAACUGGAAAGCAUCAUUUCGAUUGCAGGCAGCAAAGAAUUCGAAUCGGAAGCUGACGAGGUUGUCGUUCAGCUAUUCAUACAGCACGGAGUUGAGGACCUGGAGCAGAUCCUGGAAAGAAACUUGGAAACUACUCUGAAAAUCGUAGAGCAGAAGGUGGAGAAAUACAUGAGCACAUGGUCCGACAGUCGGUUGGCCAGGAACGCGGCGAUGGUCAAGCAGUUUAAUGACUUUAAGAACGAAAAGGAUGUCUAUGAGAAGCUGGACAAGUUAACCAACUCUGAUUUCAUUUGAAUAAACAUAUCAUGUUUCAAGUACAUUUAAGUUUAAACCAAAUAACUACAGAUACAUAGUCCGAACGUAUAUAUUAUUUCCAGAAACUGCCUUGCAAAUAUCAAAACCAGUAGUCCAGAGUUCAUGUUUUGUAUUAGCACGCUCGCCGGAAGCU
Molecule: messenger RNA, 788 nt
Organism: Drosophila melanogaster (fruit fly)
Lineage: Eukaryota; Metazoa; Arthropoda; Insecta; Diptera; Drosophilidae
Gene: OS9
Product: Olfactory-specific 9
Exons: 2
Coding region: 35-634 (199 amino acids)
Source: RefSeq, marked reviewed